This is a messenger RNA of Ceutorhynchus assimilis (cabbage seed weevil), 1941 nucleotides long. The record is from the annotation of a GenBank genome assembly. NCBI's taxonomy places the organism in Eukaryota, Metazoa, Arthropoda, Insecta, Coleoptera, Curculionidae.
UAAAAAGGGGGUCCACGUAAAUUUUCCUUGACAGUGCAUCGAGAAAUUCAUCUUGCCGGUUGGCUUAUUCAAUUUUCCAAAGGUAAAAUGCAUUUUCUAAAGAUUUUCGCGGUAGUUUUGCUGGCCACUUGUGCCCUGGCCAAAGAAGAAGACGUCCUGGACCUUAUGGACCAUGAUUUUGAUUCUAGACUAGCCGAACACGACACUGCUUUGGUCAUGUUUUAUGCCCCAUGGUGUGGUCACUGUAAACGUCUGAAACCAGAAUACGCCAAAGCCGCAGAAGAUCUCAUCAGAAACGACCCUCCGGUCGCCCUGGUAAAAGUCGACUGUACCGAAGGCGGAAAAGAAACUUGCAACAAAAACUCUGUCAGCGGAUACCCGACAUUGAAAAUUUUCCGUAACGGUGAAUUCUCCCAAGAUUACAACGGGCCUAGAGAAGCGAACGGCAUUGUAAAGUACAUGAAAGCUCAAGUUGGUCCAGCCUCCAAAGAACUCAAAUCUGUGGCUGACUUGGAAAAAUUCUUGGCUGCCGAAAAAGAAUCUGUUGUAGUUGGUUUCUUUGAAAAGGAAUCCGAUCUUAAAACUGCCUUCUUGCAAUUGGCUAACAAGUUGAGAGAAAAAGUCCAAUUUGCCCAUUCAUCAUUUGCCGCUGUUUUAGAAAAACAAGGAACCACUGAUGGAGUUGUUCUAUUCCGUCCUGCCCAUUUGAAAAACAAAUUUGAAGAUGCUUCUGUUACAUAUUCAGGAAAAGCUGAUUCUGCUGACUUGAAUGAAUGGGUCACCAAAAACUUCUAUGGUUUAGCAGGUGUACGUAAAGGUGACAACCAACGCGAAUUCAAGAACCCACUUGUAGUGGUUUAUUACGGAGUUGACUAUGUCAAGAACCCUAAAGGAACCAACUACUGGCGUAACAGAGUAUUGAAAGUAGCCAAAAACUUUGAAGGCAAAGUAAACUUUGCUAUAUCACCAAGCGACGAAUUUACUCACGAAUUAAAUGAAUUCGGAAUUGAAUUUGCUCAAGCUGACAAACCAAGAGUAGCUGCCAGAGACGCCAAUGACAAAAAAUACGUACUCAGAGAAGAAUUCUCUGUAGAAGCUCUCGAAUCUUUUGUUAAUGAUCUUUUGGAAGGCAACUUGGAAGCUUACAUUAAAUCUGAACCCAUUCCAGAAAGUCAAGAUGGUCCAGUGGUUGUAGCUGUUGCCAAAAACUUCGAUGACGUUGUUACUAACAAUGGAAAAGAUACUUUGAUUGAAUUUUAUGCUCCUUGGUGUGGACAUUGUAAGAAAUUGGCUCCUACUUUUGAUGAAUUAGCAGAAAAACUUAAAGAUGAAGAUGUUUCCAUUGUCAAAAUGGAUGCCACAGCAAAUGACGUUACUGGUCCAUUUGAUGUUCGAGGUUUCCCCACUUUAUACUGGGCUCCUAAAGACAAAAAGAGCAGUCCUGUCAGAUACGAGGGUGGACGUGAAGUAGAUGAUUUCGUGAAAUACAUUGCUAAAGAAGCAACCAAUGAAUUGAAGGGUUGGGAUAGAAGCGGUAAUCCCAAGGAUGUUAAGACUGAAUUGUAGAUUGUUGUGUUAUUUAAGUUAUUUUGUAUUUUUAUACCCGUGCCGGGCCUUCAAACACACACAAAAACAUUUGCUUUAUACAUUUUGAACAGAUUUAUUUUAGGUUUUCGAAAAGUAUAUUUUUUCAAUUAUCCAAUGUAAUUUGUGGAACUUUAUUUUACUGUUCCUUCCAUCAAUGUGAACUUCCUAGAAAGUUAUCAAAUAAGAAGCUAUAUUGUUUUGAUCCUACAUGUUUAGCUUUAAUUUUUUUUUAACAGGCACUUUUUGCAAUACUCUGUAGGUUUGUUGUAGAUUCGACACAAUAUGGCUUUUUUUUGGUUUAUGUUGUAAUGAUGUAAAUUAUUUAAUAGAGAAAUCAAUUUACAACUUCUAUAA